AUGGAGUCGUCAAAUGGAAGCACACCUCAACCAGAGGGGUCUAAUGGGACUCUAAAACCUCCAGAGGGCAUGGUUCUUCCUCCCAAGGAAAAUCGAAAAAUCCUUGAGACCACAGCCAGCUUUGUCGUUCGCCAUCCACCUAGCUUUGAAGACCGUAUCCGCGAAAAGGAAGUGAAAAACCCCAAAUUCUCCUUCCUGGUCUCUGGAGAUGCCUAUGAGCCCUACUAUGAAUGGUACAAAAUCGAGUACGCAGCAGGCCGAGUAUCAGGGCGAACUGCCGACGCUGUCGCCGCCGCAGUACCUGAAAAGCCCAAGGGGCCACCUGAACCGGCCUCGUUCCAUUUCUCGGCGCGCAUGCCUAUUAUCAAUGCACAGGAUCUGGAUGUGGUGAAACACACAGCGUUAUUUGUCGCAAAGCGAGGCAAGUCAUUCAUGACUGCGCUGUCGCAACGCGAAGCCAGAAAUUUCCAAUUCGACUUCUUACGGCCACAACAUAGUCUCUACCAAUUCUUCACACGCUUGGUCGACCAAUACACUAUCUUGCUUCGCGCUGAGGGAAUCGACGAGGCGACUUCAUCCGAGAAAAGAAUCGCAGAAUUGGAACAAAAUGCAAAGAACAAAUUCCACGUCAUGGAGCGUGCUAAGCAGCGGGCAGAAUGGGUGAAAUACCAACGACAACAGAAACAAGAGAAGGAAGAGCAAAGUGAACAGGAGCGCAUUGAGUACGCCCAAAUCGACUGGCACGACUUCGUCGUGGUCGAAACCGUCGAGUUCACCGAGCACGACGACCACGCAGAGUUGCCACCCCCAACCUCCGCCAAUGACCUGCAGUCCGCCUCGCUCGAGCAAAGAGCAGCACUUUCCCUCGGCAGACGACGCAUCGAGGAAGCGAUGCCGACCGGCCUCGACGAACCCGUCUACUACAAUGCCUACCCAGUCCACCCCGCACCCAUGCACGCCCCCCAACCCCCAGUCUCGCCCUACCCAGCAGGCUCCUACCCCGCAGCAGGCCAGUACACCAACCCGGAAGAGGACCAGCGCAUCCGCGAACGGACACAAGCGCGCGACCAAGCGGCCGCCGCCCAGGCAGCAGCCCAAGCCGAUCCAAGCCAACAGCCAAUGCGCAUCCGCUCAGACUACGUUCCCCGAGCCCAGGCCCGCCGUCAACAAGCCCAGAUGGCGAUCUGCCCUUACUGCAACCAGAAAGUGCCUUCCAACGAGCUGGACGAGCACAUCCGUAUCGAGCUGCUCGAUCCCCGCUGGAAAGAACAGCGUGCGAAGGCCGAAGCUCGCAGUGCCACCACCAACCUCUCCACCGUCGACGUGGUCAACAACCUCAAGCGUCUUGCAAGCCAGCGCAGCGAUGUCUUCGAUCCUUCCCCCCUCGAAUCGGAGGAGGAAACUCGCCGCAAGCGACUGGCUAUGGGUAUCGAUGGCUCGGCUGGCCCCCAACACCCGAACGCUGCCGUACAGAAUCCCAACCCUCAGAGUUUGAACAUCGAAGACCAGCUCAGACAUAUUCAUCAGCUUGCCAAGAAAUGA
Penicillium expansum is the source of this 1542-nucleotide messenger RNA. Its product is annotated as SURP domain-containing protein. The transcript has a single exon. Gene Ontology annotation, biological process: regulation of alternative mRNA splicing, via spliceosome; mRNA cis splicing, via spliceosome. Gene Ontology annotation, cellular component: catalytic step 2 spliceosome; U2 snRNP; U2-type prespliceosome. NCBI's taxonomy places the organism in Eukaryota, Fungi, Ascomycota, Eurotiomycetes, Eurotiales, Aspergillaceae. Gene Ontology annotation, molecular function: RNA binding. The coding region runs from base 1 to 1542 and encodes 513 amino acids. The record is from RefSeq and is a predicted model, not a curated record.